Molecule: messenger RNA, 321 nt
Organism: Penicillium canescens
Lineage: Eukaryota; Fungi; Ascomycota; Eurotiomycetes; Eurotiales; Aspergillaceae
Exons: 2
Coding region: 1-321 (106 amino acids)
Source: RefSeq, a predicted model, not a curated record
AUGAUUGCACCUGUACCCCUGGAGAAUGAUCUGCCUUUGGGUCGAGUCGCAGGCAACUGCGCCCGUGCCAGCCCAUCUCAAGACCGGAUUGAGGUUUGCGAAGAUUUCUAUCUCGUCCUUAGGGGUACAUGUUCCUUCAGGGCAAUAUCCUCGACUGCAGGCAAAGUCACAGAGGUUGUUCAGGAUAUCAGAUUUGCCGAAGCCCGCCACAUCACCCUCAUUGGUCUAGACCGGGGGCUGCGUGAGAGAUCCUGUCUUUGUGUAGGUGCAGAGGUUGACCGGACAGUAACCAGGUCCAAAGGCUGUGAAGUCGCCGUUUGA